Molecule: messenger RNA, 936 nt
Organism: Brienomyrus brachyistius
Lineage: Eukaryota; Metazoa; Chordata; Actinopteri; Osteoglossiformes; Mormyridae
Gene: foxb2
Product: forkhead box B2
Exons: 1
Coding region: 1-936 (311 amino acids)
Biological process (GO): anatomical structure morphogenesis; cell differentiation; regulation of transcription by RNA polymerase II
Molecular function (GO): DNA-binding transcription factor activity, RNA polymerase II-specific; RNA polymerase II cis-regulatory region sequence-specific DNA binding
Source: RefSeq, a predicted model, not a curated record
AUGCCACGUCCGGGAAAAAACUCUUACAGCGACCAGAAACCGCCGUACUCCUACAUAUCGUUAACGGCAAUGGCCAUUCAGAGCUCGCAAGAAAAGAUGCUUCCACUCAGUGACAUUUACAAAUUCAUCAUGGACAGGUUCCCUUAUUACAGGGAAAACACCCAGAGGUGGCAAAACUCCUUGAGACACAAUCUCUCCUUCAACGACUGCUUCAUUAAGAUUCCGCGCAGACCCGACCAGCCCGGGAAGGGCAGCUUUUGGGCCCUGCAUCCUGACUGCGGGGACAUGUUCGAAAACGGCAGUUUCCUUCGCAGACGAAAGAGAUUCAAAGUGAUGCGCUCCGAGCACCUGGCGAGUAAAAACUCCCCCAUGAUUCAUUACUUUCACCACCAGCACCAUCAGGCCAAAAUAGGUAUCGCGCCUGCGGAGCCAACCGGGGGCCUGGGGAGACUGUCCCAGUUCCAGACUUACAGCAUCAACGGCGGACAGUCGGGGGGAUUUAAACAUCCCUUCGCCAUUGAGAAUAUCAUAGGAAGAGAUUACAAAGGCAUGAUGGCGAGUGGGCUGCCCAUUGCUUCUGUCAUGCACCACCUAGGGUACCCUGUACCGUCGCAGCUGAGUAGCGUGGUCAACUCCAUGUGGCCGCAAGUCAGCAUGCUGUCGGAGUCCAUGGCACCUUUGCCAGUCACAUCCGAAUACGGACCUUUUGGAGUCCCGAUGAAAGGUCUUUACCAUCCAAGCGGACAGAACAUGCCGGCAGUUCCCGUUCCGAUUAAAGCUACUCCCGCGCUAGGGCAAGCCCCGGCUCUGCCAGGCCUGAGUAACAGCCCGGUGCAGUUCUGCACCACCGCCUCCUCUGCACUACUGGAAAAAAGUAUGCCCGAUCUCACGGAUGCAAAGGGCAACAGCCUACAUCCUGCGCUUUUACUCUCCUAA